AUGGUCCCUGAUAAAGUCACAUCUAUCUGCUGUAUCGGUGCGGGGUAUGUCGGUGGUCCGACAUGCUCUAUCAUUGCGCAGCAGUGCCCUGAGAUCAAGGUCACGAUCGUGGAUGUGAAUACGCAGCGCAUCGCACAGUGGAACUCGGAAGAUUUCCGGCAGCUGCCCGUCUUUGAGCCGGGUCUUGUGGACGUCGUGCGUGAGUGCCGUGGUCGUAAUCUGUUCUUCACGACCGAUAUCGACGGUGCGAUUGAAGAGGCACAGAUUGUGUUUGUGAGUGUCAACACGCCGACCAAGACGUCGGGUGUCGGCAGUGGCUACGCGGCCGACCUCCGCUAUGUCGAGGCGUCGACGCGCCGCAUUGCGUCCGUCGCCAAGACGUCUAAAAUCAUCGUGGAAAAGUCGACGGUGCCGUGCCGCACGGCUGCGUCCAUGCGCGCCAUCCUCGAGUCGAACUGCAAGCCGGGCGUCGAGUUCCAGAUCCUGUCGAACCCCGAGUUCUUGUCGGAGGGCACAGCGAUUCAGGACCUACUGAAUCCAGACCGCGUGCUUAUCGGCAAUCUCGACACGCCCGCGGGACGCAAAGCGGCACAGUUACUGAGUGGCCUGUACCACCACUGGGUGCCGGAGGAACGCAUCCUGCACACGGGUCUCUGGAGUAGCGAGCUCAGCAAGCUCGCUGCCAAUGCCUUGUUGGCGCAGCGCAUCUCGUCGAUCAAUGCCAUCUCGGCUAUCUGCGAGGCCACGGGCGCGAAUGUCGACGAGGUCGCGCAUGCAUGUGGCUUGGACCGUCGUAUCGGCCCGCACUUUUUGCGCGCAAGUGUCGGAUUCGGUGGUAGCUGCUUCCAAAAAGAUAUCCUCAACUUGUCAUACCUCAGCGAGAGCCUCGGCCUGCCUCAGGUAGCCGAGUACUGGCGCCAAGUGAUCACUAUGAACGAGUUUUCCAAGUCCCGUUUCGCGAAAAAGGUGGUGCAGACGCUCUUUAACACGGUCACGGCCAAGCGUCUGGCUCUCCUAGGCUUUGCCUUCAAAAAGGACACAGGCGACACGCGCGAGUCCCCGGCUAUUUCGCUGUGCAAGCACUUCCGCGAAGAGGGCGCCCACGUUGCGAUUUACGAUCCGAAGGUUAAGCGCGAGCAAAUCUACCUUGACUUGUCGGAGCCUGGCGUUGUGGAUGAUCGUCGGGCGCUGGAGGAUGCCAUCUCGGUGUGCCCCACCGCGCUGGAUGCGUGCCACGACGCAGAGGCCGUGGUGAUUGCUACGGACUGGGACGAGUUUAAGCAGAUUGACUGGUCUCUCGUCUACAAUGUGAUGCGCAAGCCGGCCGUGAUCUUUGACGGACGCCGCGUGCUCAACAUUGCGGAACUGAAAAAGAUCGGAUUCAAGGUGCACUCCGUCGGUCAAGGUCCCGAGUUGCAGGACAAUGUGUGGGUAUAG
This is a messenger RNA of Malassezia restricta, 1437 nucleotides long. Its product is annotated as UDP-glucose 6-dehydrogenase. Gene Ontology annotation, biological process: glycosaminoglycan biosynthetic process. Bases 1 to 1437 code for a protein of 478 amino acids. The transcript has a single exon. Gene Ontology annotation, cellular component: cytosol; nucleus. NCBI's taxonomy places the organism in Eukaryota, Fungi, Basidiomycota, Malasseziomycetes, Malasseziales, Malasseziaceae. Gene Ontology annotation, molecular function: NAD binding; UDP-glucose 6-dehydrogenase activity. The record is from RefSeq and is a predicted model, not a curated record.